This is a messenger RNA of Drosophila subobscura, 1428 nucleotides long. RefSeq names its product breast cancer metastasis-suppressor 1-like protein (gene Brms1). Gene Ontology annotation, molecular function: histone deacetylase binding. The transcript has 3 exons. Gene Ontology annotation, cellular component: Sin3-type complex. Gene Ontology annotation, biological process: negative regulation of transcription by RNA polymerase II. The record is from RefSeq and is a predicted model, not a curated record. Bases 157 to 1014 code for a protein of 285 amino acids. NCBI's taxonomy places the organism in Eukaryota, Metazoa, Arthropoda, Insecta, Diptera, Drosophilidae.
CUUUUUUGCUUCAGCAAAAGAAUCGCAGAAGUUUCCAUCCAGAUUUGACGAAAUUGUUUACUAAAUUGAUAAACUCAGUGGAAAAAGCCAAACAGUGCACGCUCCGAGCGCCAGCUUUGAACGUACUCCGGACACGCACGCUGCACAAACAUUAAAAUGCCAGUGAAAAAUGGUGACUCCGAUGGGGAAGGGGACGUCUCUGGGGCAGAGUCGGAGCGCUCCAACUCCAGCCAGGGCCGUGACUCCUCCGACGAGGAGGAGAACAACGAAUGCGACUCCGAUGACUCCUCCGAGAUGGACGUCUGUGAAAUCGAGCGCAUUCGAGCCGAACACAUUGAGGAUAUGCUGAGUCUGGAGCGGCAGUUCAACACGCUGCGCGAGCAAUAUUACUUUGAGCGCAUCGCCUGGAUCGAGAGCCAGCUGUCGGAGGUGCGUUCCGGCCGUUCCGAGGAGUAUGUGCAUCCCCAGAGGGACCUCGACAAGGUCUACCGCACCCGCAUCGAGGUGGCCGAUGUGCUGCGGAGAUUUCGCCUGCAGAAUAUCGAACACAAGUUCCUGUCCGAGGAGCAGGCCUGCGUCCAGCAUCUGGAGAGCGAGAAGCAUAUGGUGGGAGAGAACCUACGAGAGGAGCUGGAGGAGCGGAUACGACGCCUGGAAGAGGAUCGCCACAACGUAGACAUCUCGUGGGCCGACUGGGGCACGGACAAGCGGCAGAGCAAGGUGCGUGGGCCGGGGCGAAAGAAGGCCGUCACCGUCACUGGUCCCUAUGUGGUGUACAUGCUGCGUGAGGAGGACAUCAUGGAGGACUGGACGAUCAUCAGGAAGGCGCUAAAGCGCACCUCCACCACCAGUACAACGGGUGCGGGCCCCGCGCAAGGGGGUCCAGUCCCACCCACAUCGGGUACGAGCGCACUGGCUGGUCCCACUGUCGGCAUAGGAAUGAGCAUGGGCAUGGGCAUGGGCCUCUCCGCCCUCAGUGGCGGGGUACCGGCAAUGGCCGCUGGCAGUGUAUAGCGGUGGGGAACUGCUGCCUGCGCCCCCAUGCGUACCUGACGGUGGCAGAGGCAGCAGCAGCUGCAGCGGCAGAAGCAACAGCAGAGCUUCUCCCGACUCGGAUCGACACCCCCAUCCACACCGCCACUCUCCUCAUCCCGUUAUUCCGCCUUCUCCCACUGUGGUGAGCCAUGACUAAACGGUAAAAGGUUGAUGGUUGGUAAACUGGAGUCUGGAGUCGUCGUCGUCUCGUGUCGUGUCCCACUCGGUUCCAAGCCCCACAUUAAAUCCUCCUAAAUAGCUAGAUGUAGUUUAAGGCACAGUUCGCACUCUCAAUGUAAAUUUCCACUGCAACCAAGCCAAUCCCCUCGAUGUAAUUUAUGCCUAAACAUUUAAGCAAAAUAAAUUAACUGCAAUUAUUGUGUGUAAAAUGUG